AUGUGGGUCCACACGAUCUAUGAAGAGAUCGCCAAGCACCUUGAUGAAGAUGUCGCCAAUCUCAAGACCCGAAGGAUCGUCGCCCAAGAGAUCGUACUGCAUGCUCUGGGUUUCCCAUUCCCAGAAAGCUACCAAGGAGAUGUCGUCAAAGACGUUAUCCUCACUGAUGCCGGAUUAGACUAUACGGUGGAGUUCAGGAAUAAGCAGCAUCCCGCUUCUAGCAAAUGGAGGAACGAGAAGAUCUCGUACUAUACGAUGCUGGACAAACUGAGAGAGAUCGGUUGCGAGUGGGUGGUUCUUGCACAACUCAAGCGUACCAGGACUGUGUUCGCUCAGUUCGUGAACGAAAAGGUGAGAGUGUUUGUUCUCCAAUGGGCACAGUUCUACAAGCCCAUCGCCGACAUAUUCAGCGAGCGCGCCCAUGGGGAUGUGACGGGCAAAGCCGAAUACUCUCUCAUCGCAAAGGAUGGCCAUUUUGAUUGUCCCGUCGAGGAUUGGCACAAUUACAACUCCCACUGGGCCACAGUCGCCGAUCGAAUGAGAUACAAGACGACAUACGCCCAGAUGCCUCGUGGAUGGCUUCUCUACGCGGAUGUCCAAUCCGAGUACGGCUUGAAGGGUGUUGCAAACGAAAACUUCUCCUGGGCCAUAUGGCCAAGAUGGGUAGACAAUGACCUCUACCCUUGUGCCUCUGUGCCGAUCCCCGCAUCUGCCUUCAUUGGCAUCCUUCCAGCCCGGCCACAAUUCGACCCUGAGGCCAGAGAUUAUGCCAAAAACGUACGUGGCGUAGGGACAGGAUCCAACAAGAUCGUUGGUCCCGAGCCCGGUCAUUACACAGUGGAAAUGGCCAGACGUGGUCUCCUAACCUUCAUCGACACCUCAGAGAAGUAUGAAGAAGCGAACGUGAUAGCCGCGUGA
Molecule: messenger RNA, 918 nt
Organism: Aureobasidium musti
Lineage: Eukaryota; Fungi; Ascomycota; Dothideomycetes; Dothideales; Saccotheciaceae
Source: the annotation of a GenBank genome assembly